Exophiala spinifera is the source of this 348-nucleotide messenger RNA. Its product is annotated as cyclin-dependent kinase regulatory subunit. Gene Ontology annotation, cellular component: SCF ubiquitin ligase complex; cyclin-dependent protein kinase holoenzyme complex. Gene Ontology annotation, biological process: regulation of mitotic cell cycle. The record is from RefSeq and is a predicted model, not a curated record. NCBI's taxonomy places the organism in Eukaryota, Fungi, Ascomycota, Eurotiomycetes, Chaetothyriales, Herpotrichiellaceae. The coding region runs from base 1 to 348 and encodes 115 amino acids. The transcript has 4 exons. Gene Ontology annotation, molecular function: ubiquitin binding; protein kinase binding; histone binding.
AUGACGGCCAAUAUCGACAUGUCAAGACGAAACAAGAAGCCAAGGCUGUUGCACGAGAAUGAGAGAGCGCGGUUGGAGGAAUUUAUCGAUUCGAUCGGAUACUCUGCAAGGUAUUCUGAUUCAGAAUAUGAGUAUCGUCACGUCCAACUGCCGAAAGCGAUGUUGAAAGUCAUUCCCCGAGAUUACUUUGACGAGUCUAAGGGUACGCUCAAGCUCUUGUGGGAAGAAGAAUGGCGAGGUCUUGGAAUCACACAGAGUCUUGGGUGGGAACAUUACGAGGUUCACGAGCCGGAACCACACAUUCUGCUGUUCAAGCGUCCGAUUGGUUAUCAGCCUCCAGCUCAAUGA